AUGGCAACAUACGAGGUCGAACACGACAUCACGGACCCGCGUACAACUGACCAGCCUCGUGUCCGCCGUCCCGAUCUCUCGACCUUCUUUGCCACCCUUUCAGAAAUCACCCCGAACCCCUCAGAAACCCGUACACGACAGCAUGCCGUUCCCGUGCCUGGCGACGUCAGCGCUGCUUUCCGCUCGCUCGCCGAGGCCUUUGAUGUGAUGAGGCGAGAGCAUGAAUCUGGCGGCGUCGAUAUCGAUAGCGCAGAAGCAGAAGACGACCACCAUGGCGCUGCUCUGAUUGAUCAAAUGAUCGAGGCCUUAGUUCAAGGAGCCGAACUGCCACCCAGGGAAGUCGAGGGUGUCAACGAGGAGUUUUGCGACUUACUCGACCGCGUUCCCCGCUCAGCCCUUACGCCCUCGCAAUCGUGUCCGAUUUGCAGUAAUCCAUUUCUAGACGACCCUUAUCCUCUUGUUGUCCGAUUACCUUGCCAUACCACACACCUUUUCGAUCUUGAAUGUGUACGGCCCUGGCUUCGUCUUCGAGGUACAUGUCCGCUUGACCGGACGGAUUUUGGAAAACAGCAGCGCGAGAAGGAAGCAGAACGAAGAAAGCUACAGGAAAAGCGGAGGGCCACUGCUGCCGCAGAGGAGGAUGGUGACGAGGACGAUUGGGAUGGAAUGUAUGGUUAG
This is a messenger RNA of Talaromyces proteolyticus, 678 nucleotides long. RefSeq lists its product as uncharacterized. NCBI's taxonomy places the organism in Eukaryota, Fungi, Ascomycota, Eurotiomycetes, Eurotiales, Trichocomaceae. The record is from RefSeq and is a predicted model, not a curated record. Bases 1 to 678 code for a protein of 225 amino acids. The transcript has 3 exons.